This is a messenger RNA of Acanthochromis polyacanthus (spiny chromis), 3863 nucleotides long. It is a transcript of the gene c7b, whose product is annotated as complement component 7b. The transcript has 18 exons. The record is from RefSeq and is a predicted model, not a curated record. Gene Ontology annotation, biological process: immune response. Gene Ontology annotation, cellular component: membrane attack complex. NCBI's taxonomy places the organism in Eukaryota, Metazoa, Chordata, Actinopteri, Pomacentridae. Gene Ontology annotation, molecular function: protein binding. Bases 31 to 2529 code for a protein of 832 amino acids.
GACUUUAAUGGAGCUCAAACAUACUAAGUCAUGAGGAGCAUCAUGAAGUUGGACUUGGCUGCAGCUUUGUUUCUGUCCUUUGCUUUUCUAUCGCCAGUGUGGUGUCAGCAGGCUGUAAACUGCAGAUGGGGUUCUUAUGGUCAGUGGUCUGAGUGUGACGGCUGCACCAAGACUAAGGUGCGUACUCGCCAUGUGGAAGUUUAUGCCCAGUUUGGAGGUUCAGCGUGUUCAGGAGAAGCCACUGAAACACAGCCGUGUGUCCCAGAGAAAAGCUGCCCCCUAGAAACAGGCUGUGGAGAAAGGUUCCACUGCACCUCUGGUCAGUGUAUCAGCCAGUCUCUGGUGUGUAACGGAGACCAGGACUGUGAAGACGGUUUGGAUGAGCGAAGCUGCGACCAGGACAACGAUCAAUACUCAUGUGACCUCGAUAAAAAGCCUCCCAACUCCGACUUCACAGGCCGAGGGUACGACGUGCUGACAGGUAAACUGAGGGCAGGUGUGAUCAACACUCUGAGCUUCAGAGGUCAGUGCAGGAAGGUGUUCAGUGGAGACCAUAAAGCCUUUUACAGACUCCCAGAGAACAUCCUCAGGUAUAACUUUGAGGUGAAAGUGGACAACGAGGAGAGCGAUGAGUCCUACGAGAGCUCCUGGUCCUACAUGCAACACAUCCAGUCCAACGCUUUGUGGGGACACGACCGACGCACCUUUCACAAAGAUCUCACGGAAAAUAAGGCCCACAGAAUCAUAAUCCUGAAGAAUAAAGUGGAGCUGGCCCAGUUUCAGAACUCGGCUCCCCAGUACCUGACUCUCUCCGAAGGCUUCUGGAAGGCCUUGUCCUCGCUGCCCGUCACCUACGACUACUCAGUCUACCGACAACUGCUGCAGAAAUACGGCACUCAUUACCUCUCUGAAGGCUCGCUAGGAGGCGAAUACCAAGCCCUGUUGGAGUUGGACAAGCAGAAGCUCCAAUCAUCCAGUACAACAAAUAUCGAGUACCAGAGGUGCUGGAGGAAAGUGAAGCGACGUCUCUUCUGGAAAAAAGUCAAAACCGUCUGUGAAAAACUGACUAAAUCUUUUGCAUCGAGCGAUGGGCACAGUUCAACCACGAUGCCCAUCAAGGUGAACAUUUUCGGAGGAGAUCCAGCCUUCAUCGCUGGUCUGACUCGUCUGGAUCUGGAAAACCCCGAAGCAAAUGGAGAAAUGUACAAUAACUGGGCGUCGUCUGUCAAAGACUUCCCGGAAGUCAUCGACCAGAAGCUGCGUCCGCUGUACGAGCUGGUGAAGGAGGUUCAGUGUGCAGGCUUAAAGAAGCUCCACCUGAAAAGAGCCACAGAGGAAUACCUGGCCGAGGAGCAUCCCUGCCACUGCCGACCCUGCCAGAACAAUGGCCAGCCGCUGCUCACCGGAUCCGAGUGUCGAUGUGUCUGUCGGCCGGGAACCUCCGGACGAGCCUGCGAAAGAGGAGCUGUGAUUGGAGAGCAACCAGGGGUGGUCCAUGGCAGCUGGAGUUGCUGGUCCUCCUGGGGAUCCUGCUCUGGAGGUCAAAAGUCAAGAACCCGAAGCUGCAACAACCCGACGCCCAGCAGAGGAGGACAACAGUGCAUCGGACCUCAGACCGAGCAGAAGUCCUGUGAGGAUGCAGACAUCCAGUAUCUGCAGACGAUGGAGCCUCAGUGCUUCAGUCUUUCUGUGACUCCACCUAAAACCUGUGGGCCGCCUCGAACCCUCAGGAAUGGAUUUAUUCAGAAUCCCAAAGAUUUCUACCUGGUUGGAAACACAGUGCAGUACUCCUGCAUCAACGGGUUUUACCUCAGUGGAAACGCUGAAGCCAGAUGUGCUGAAAACCAGCAGUGGAGCUCAGAAGCAAUGGUUUGUAAAAGUUCCACAUGUGGACUUCCUCCAAUCAACAGCUUAGUUACAGCCACGCCCACCAAAGCAGCCUAUCAGAUCGGAGACAGCGUGUCCUUGUCCUGUCCAGUCGGGUUGGUUCUGGAGGGUGAAGUAUCUGAGGUUAUAUGCAGCCCCAGUCUGCAGUGGUCUCCAUCUCCUGCUGAUACUCGCUGUAAAGCAGCACCUACAACUCCAUCUCCUCCAGCUGGCCUGAAAUGUAAAGUCUGGGAGAACGUAGGACAAACUGGGUGUGUGUGCAAAAUGCCAUUUCAGUGUUUGACUUCCCUGCAGCUGUGUGCCAGACUGGGCUCCAGUCAGCCCCGUUUGUUGGGCGUUUGUCAGCUCGGAGCGCUGAGAUGUAUGGGAAGGAGCUUUACGUUGGCCAGCGACAGCAACUGUAAGUGGUCAGAUGAGGCGUUUACUUCCUGUGAGGGCUGCAAACCUGGAACUGUCUGUCAAGAAUCGGCCAGACAAUGCGCCUGCCUGAAUGCAUCAGAUUGCCCUGCAGACUCCGCCCCUCUAUGUGUCCGGUCCGGUGACGGUACCGGUUCUAUUACUAUGACUGAAUGUGAGGUUGGAGCCAGACGAUGUGCUGGAGAGCAGAUAAACGUGAUCGGCAUCGAUGCCUGUCCAGAAUAAACAUGGUUGUUGUUCUUUUUCACAAUGCACAUAAGGACAUUUCUCUCUUAAAGCUGAAGUAGGCGAAAAAUUACACACUAAACUUCCUUCAAUCAACCCAUCUAUUGAUUAUACCAGCUUUGUUUAGUAAAUAUAGGCAGGUUUACUCUUUUGAAAUGUCAAUGUGAUGAGUUUUUUUGUCUGUUGGUUGUGCAGACCCAUUCUGCAUGCAAAAUAGAUCACUGUCUAUGAAAAAAAAGUCCAUAUUUUCAAAGAAAUAAGCUUAUUGUCGAACUAAAUUUUACCAAAGUGACUCCAGAUCAGUACGCAAACAUGCCGAAAACGUGACAUUCCUGUUCAACUAAACUGAAUUCUGUUGAGGAAGUUCAGCGAUGUGGAGAGAGUAUGAGGAGGCAGAGACUGGGAGACACAGUGGAAACUCGUGUGACUUGGGUUGUGAGUAAAGUUUACUGAUAUCAGGAGACGUGACACCAACAGAGCAGCAGUACAUGCAAGCAACGCCAGCAUCGGCUCUGAGGGUUCUCUCUGAUCUUUGGGUUUAUAUUGUAGUUGGAAGAAGGUCAGAUUUAUGACCUUAGGAAAGUGGAAAGAGUAUUUUUUCCAUCAAACAUUCUGAGUUCCAUUUUCAAAGAAAUGGAAGGGCCACAAAUUGUGGUAAUGCUCCAUUUUUAUGGCAGUACACAUUCAUAUUACGUCCCUGGUAAUAGCUGCAGAAAUGACUAGAAUACACAUAAAAAAAGAUAUUUACCUGUUAGUUUGAAGAGACUCAAAGGAGAUUUCUUGUCAAUCCUGUAAGGGGCGGGGGGGGGGGGGGGGGGGGGGGCGUUGACAUUGGGUAAAAAUCUGGGACAGAACAGGUCACCAGGUCAUUGCUGGGCUGCUAACAUUUCAUCGUAUUAUAAUAAAAGUAAUGAGAGGAAACUAGACUUCUGCACCUCCUUUUGGCAGAGUUUCCAGGUUUUUUCAGCCAAUCACAGAAACAUAAAGGACAAUAAAGUCCACAGUGAAAGGAAGAACUGAUGGUACAACAGGAUAAACGGAAGAUUUACAAAUUUACAAGGGAAUGGGUUUUGAAUUUUGCCACAAGGGUAUUUUUGUACGUUUGAAAGACAUUCGUGUAUGUAAGUUGCAGAGGAAGAGCUGUAUUUUCAAAUUCUACCGUUUUUUUUAGAUUUUUGCUGACUGCAGCUUUAAUGACUGAACUGUAAAUAGAAACUAACAUUUUUCUAACACUUGUUCUAUUCGUCAUGGAGGAUUAAUGACUGAAGACAUUUCCAUGUAAAAUGAAUGAUUGUUUUUGUUCUAGAAAACUAAUAAAACAUGCUUGUUCUUUU